This is a messenger RNA of Ochotona curzoniae (black-lipped pika), 2500 nucleotides long. RefSeq names its product T-box transcription factor 21 (gene TBX21). Bases 160 to 1776 code for a protein of 538 amino acids. Gene Ontology annotation, biological process: cell fate specification; regulation of transcription by RNA polymerase II; positive regulation of DNA-templated transcription. Gene Ontology annotation, molecular function: DNA-binding transcription factor activity, RNA polymerase II-specific; RNA polymerase II cis-regulatory region sequence-specific DNA binding. The transcript is spliced from 6 exons. Gene Ontology annotation, cellular component: nucleus. The record is from RefSeq and is a predicted model, not a curated record. NCBI's taxonomy places the organism in Eukaryota, Metazoa, Chordata, Mammalia, Lagomorpha, Ochotonidae.
CGAUCCCGGGCGCAGGAGGCGGGCGCCCGAGCCCGGGCUGCGCUGGGGCCCCCCACCACGCCCCGGGGCCCGCCCCAGCCCGAACGCGACCCUCUCUCCUGCCCACUCCCUCCAACCCCCACCCCGACGGGCUGUGGAAAGGUGCCCGGCCCGCCCCGGAUGGGCAUCGUGGAGCCGGACUGCAGAGAGAUGCUGACGGGCACCGAGCCGUUGCCUGCGAGCGACGAGGGCCGGGCGCCCGGCGUCGAGCUGCAGCACCGCUACUUCUACCCGGAGCCCAGCGCGCAGGACGCCGCCACCGCCGACCGUCGCGGGGGCAGCAGCCUCGGGGCGCCCUACGCGGGGAGCGCGCUGGUGCCUGCCCCGCCGGGCCGCUUCCUCGGAACCUACGUCUACCCGCCCCGGCCCCAGGCAACCGGCUUCCCAGGGGCGGCAGAGCCCUUUCCGCCAUCGGCGGGCGCCGAGGGCUAUCAGUCCGGGGAUAACUACGCCGCCCCGGACCCGCGCACCAGCCUCUACCCGGGACCGCGCGAGGACUAUGGCUUGCCCGCGGGGCUGGAGGUAUCCGGGAAGCUGCGAGUCGCACUCAACAACCACCUGUUGUGGUCCAAGUUCAAUCAGCACCAGACGGAGAUGAUCAUCACCAAGCAAGGGCGGAGGAUGUUCCCAUUCCUGUCGUUCACCGUGGCGGGGCUGGAGCCCACCAGCCACUACAGGAUGUUUGUGGACGUGGUCUUGGUGGACCAGCACCACUGGCGCUAUCAAAGCGGCAAAUGGGUGCAGUGUGGAAAGGCCGAGGGCAGCAUGCCAGGAAACCGUCUGUACGUCCACCCGGAUUCACCUAACACCGGAGCCCACUGGAUGCGCCAGGAAGUUUCGUUUGGGAAGCUAAAGCUCACCAACAAUAAAGGAGCCUCCAACAACGUAACCCAGAUGAUCGUACUGCAGUCCCUGCACAAGUACCAGCCCCGGCUGCACAUCGUGGAGGUGACGGACGGAGAGCAGGAGGGGACCUGCCACCCCGCCAACACACACGUCUUCACCUUCCAAGAGACCCAGUUCAUCGCCGUGACUGCCUACCAGAACGCCGAGAUCACACAACUCAAGAUUGAUAACAACCCCUUCGCUAAGGGCUUCCGGGAGAACUUGGAGUCCAUGUAUGCAUCUGUGGACGCCAGCGUCCCGUCCCCGCCUGGCCCCAACUGCCAAGUGCUUCCUGGAGACCCCUACUCUCCUCUCCUCCCUAACCAGUACUCGGUUCCGGGCCGUUUCUACCCCGACCUUCCCGGCCCAGCCAAGGAGAUGGUGCCGCAGCCCUACUGGCUGGGAGGUCCCCGGGACCACAGCUACGAGGCUGCUGAGCUGCGAGCGGUCAGCAUGAAGCCCGCAUUCCUGCCCUCUGCUCCGGGGCCCGCCAUGCCCUUCUACCGAAGCCAGGAGGUCCUGGCAUCUGGAGCCAGCUGGCCGGUGCCCCCACAGUACCCUCCCAAGAUGGGCACAGCCAGCUGGUUCCGCUCCAUGCGGACUCUGCCCACUGACCCCUGCGCCCCAGAGGGGCGGGCACCGGAGGAGCAGGGCUCACCCUCGCUCUGGACCGACAUCAUCCCGCUCCGGCCCGAGGCGGGGGACUCCGGGCUGGGUGAGGGAGACUCCAAGAGGAGACGCGUGUCUCCCUAUCCCUCCAGUGGUGACAGUUCCUCCCCUGCGGGGGCCCCAUCGCCCUUUGAGAAGGACGUCGUCGUGGAGAGCCAGUUUUAUAAUUAUUUUCCCAACUGAGCCGGUGAGGACGCAGUGUGAGACUGGGGGGCACCGAGGAGCUGGGAAAGAGAGACUCCGGCCGGACACCCCUGACCCCCUUGGUCCUGCGUCCCACAGCGGUUGAUUUGUGGAGAUACUGGGGUGCUAGGAGGCAUUCGUGGGCUCGCUGGCUGCUUCCCGGCCCACGGUGGCUGUGUGGGGGUCAGCCUUGCCCCUCAGGCCACCCCCACUCCAGUCCUGUACCUGGUGCUGCUGCCGCGGGCUGCUGGCUCCCAGCCCCGUGGGAGAACAGAAACUGACAAAGAGGAGGCCUUGGCUUCCAGGGGUGUGGGUCAAGCGGAGAGGUCAGGAAUCGGAUCCUCUGCUUUCUUGCUUUGUAAAAGAAGCCUCCAAUGGGGCUGUCUGCGUGUGUGCUAAUCCCCGAUCUGAAAAUAAACGUACACGGAUUUUAUCACAGUCGGCAAGCCAGGGUCAGAGAGAGGGCUUGGGUGACUUGGGGCAGCUGGCCUGGGCCCCACCUGCUCAGCUGCAGUGGGGAGCCGGAGAAGGGGUUGGGACACAGUGGCUCGCAGCUCAGGACGCAAGGUCCGGUUUGAGUCAGCUAUGUGCCGGCCAGCUUUUGUCUUUUCUUUCUCCUUUAUUUUUAUUUUUUGGACGGGGCGGCUAUUUAUUGUACAGAAAGUGGUGCCUAGAUGUGAUGUCUUGGUCGCCAUCACUUUCUGAAAAUAAACUUGAAACUGUU